UGUGUAGUGUGUAAGCUCUUGACUCUUCAGGGCUCGGUGUUCACCCUAAGGCAGAAAGGAAGCCUACAUCUGCCAGGGCACCUGCCUUACUGUGUGUCUUUAAGCAAGCAAGUCAUUACGUUCCCUGGGCUCUUUCUGUAGAGCCCCGACUGGCGCUGAGUGCUCCAGCCACUGGAAACACAAGGGAAGGGGCGGUGUGUGGGACAGCCUCCACCCUCAAUAAAACCAAAUCACCUUAGUGUUUAGGGAGCACUGGGCCAGCAUUCUGUCAAAGGUUUUGUUUUUGAGACAGGCUCUGUCCAUGGGUGGAGGAGAUAGAGGCAUCAAGAAGUCAGUCCUGCACGGAAGGACACACACAUCUGCACGAGCGUCCCCCUGAGGCUCUGGAGGUUUAGGUUUAAGCUGGGGUGUCCUCAGGAGUAGUCAGCUACCCAGACACGCCCCCUUUGGCAGCUGCUGGGCAGUGAUUCCCACACUUGGGUUUCGAUUUCCUACAGCUCCUAAGCUGUAAUGUGGGUGGGGCAGUGGCUGUAUAUUUUACUUCCUCUUUCCAGAAACGCCCCCGUGAGCAGGGCAGCAGUCCUGGGACCUGAGCUAACUGCUCUCUUCCUCGGCCAUUCACAGCCUUUCUAGGGCCAGCUAGCAACUAUGGGAAAUUGGCUGGCUGGUGAGUCCUCUGGCGAGUCACCUGGCUGGUCACCUGGCCACUCAUCUGGUGGCUCCUCUGUCUGGUCACCUGGAUGGCCAUCUGGCGUGUCCUUGGUGCCAGCGCACAAGCUAGACGAGUAUAUCCAGGCAAACCUCAAACCCAACGAAGGAUGUCUGAGGCAGAUAGACCAGGCUGCGGAUGCCAUCUGUGCCUUCCUGCGAAGCAAUGGCAUCUCUGUGGAGGCAGUGGCGAAGGGUGGCUCCUAUGGCCGGAAAACAGUCCUAAGAGGCUUCUCCGAUGGUACCCUUGUUCUCUUCAUGGGUCACUUCCAGCAGUUCCAGGAUCAGAAGAAAAACCAGUAUAAACUCCUCGAUUUGAUUGAACAACUGCUGAAAAACCACGAGAAGUACAAGAAUUCAGUAAACCGUGGGGACACCCUUGAAGUAGCAGUGUCCAUACAAGGGCAGAAGAUGCUCUUGCAGCUGCUUCCAGCCUUCAAUCCUCUUUGCUUCGGUGAGAACCCCAGCUCCAGGGUCUAUCGGGACCUCAAAAAAGCCAUGGAUCAAGCCGGAGCCUCACCGGGGGAGUUCGCGGCCUGCUUCACCACACUGCAGCAGCAGUUCUUUGACAGAUGCCCCAGGAAGCUGAAGGACUUGAUCCUGUUGGUCAAGUACUGGUACCAAGAGUGCCAGCAGAAGUGGACGGCUCCUCCGCCCCUGUCACUGUUGUACGCACUGGAGCUCCUGACUGUGUAUGCCUGGGAGCAGGGCUGCCGGGAAGAAGACUUCGACGUCGCAGAAGGUGUCAGGACCGUGCUGCACCUCAUCAGGCAGUCGGCAAAGCUGUGUGUCUACUGGACGGACAACUACAACUUUGAGGAUGAGACGGUCAGGAACACCCUUUUACACCAGCUCAGGUCCCAAAGGCCGAUCAUCUUGGAUCCAACUGACCCAACCAAUAAUGUGGGCAGAGAGGAUGUGUUCUGGCAGCUGCUGACAGAGGAGGCUCAGGCCUGGCUGUCCUCUCCCAGCCUGAAUGUGUCGCCUGGGCCAUGUUGGAAUGUUCUGCCCGCGCCACUCUUCAUCACACCAAGCCACUUACUAGACAAGUUCAUCGGAGACUUCCUCCAGCCUAACAAGGUCUUCCUAGAGCAGAUCAAAAGAGCCGUGGACAUCAUCUGUUCAUUCCUGAAAGAACACUGCUUCCGGUACUCAAGCACCAACGUCCUGAAGGUUAUCAAGGGAGGAUCCAGUGCCAAAGGCACAGCUCUGAAGAAUGGCUCAGACGCCGACAUCGUUGUGUUCCUCAGUUCGCUGAACAGUUACCGCUCCCAAAAAACCGAGCGUUCCCUGUUCGUCCAGGAGAUCCGGAAGCAGUUAGAAGCCUGCCAGCAGGCCUAUGAGUGGGAGGUGGAGUUCGAGAUCUCCAAGUGGGAGGCCCCCAGGGUGCUGAGCUUCACCUUGAAAUCCAAGCAUCUCAACGAAAGCGUCGACUUUGACGUCCUUCCUGCCUAUGACGCGCUGGGGCAACUGCGUUCCGGCUUCACCUCCAGGCCCAAAGCCUACAAGGAGCUUAUUGAACUGUGUGCAUCACCCAGCUUCGUCGGAGGCGAGUUUUCAACCUGCUUUACGGAGCUACAGCGAAACUUCAUUGAACCUCGGCCCACCAAACUCAAGAGUCUUCUCCGCCUGGUCAAGCACUGGUACAAACAGUGUGAAAGGAAAAUGAAGGCAAAACCGUCUUUGCCCCCAAAGUAUGCCCUGGAGCUGCUCACUGUGUAUGCCUGGGAGCAGGGCAGUGGCAUGAAUGACUUUGACACUGCUGAAGGCUUCCGGACCGUCCUGGACCUGGUCAUAAAGUACCAGCAGCUCUGCAUCUUCUGGACAGUCAACUACGACUUCCAAGACGAGCCGAUGAGGACAUUCCUCCUGACCCAGAUCCAGAAAAAGAGGGUCUUGUUCAUUCCCAGCAAGAACCUGAGGGAGAGGCUGCCCCGAAGAGUGAAGAGUGACGUUCCAGGGAGAAACUCAACCUCGGGAGUGGGAGUGGUUUGCCAAAUGCAGGGUGGGGGGAUGCAGAACCAGGGGUCAGGCAGAGAGUGCCCACCCUGCUUUCACUGUUCUGUCACGUGGAAAUGUGUGUGUGCCAGCCAGUCUGAGAGGGCUGCGAGAUGGCGGGGUAUCCCUGAGAAACAGCACUGCCAUUCCCAGCCCCAGCCAAGCCCCACACCCACGGCACACAAGCAGGUGCCCACCGCAGCACGUCAAAGGACCACUUUGCAGAGUCAGUUCUUUCCUCCCACUGUCCUAUCCAACAGGAUUGAACUCAGGUCACCAGACUUGGCAACAGACUUUUAUACACUUUAUUUAGCCCCAGCCAUUAGCAUCUCCUCAGAUCUGGUUUUAUCUUUCGGAACCAAAAGAAUAAGAAAGAAAAUGGGCAGGACAGUACCUGCCACAGCCCCAGCAUUUUGGAGGCUGAAAGCUGAAAAUAUUUUGAGGUUUUUGUUUUGUUUGGGGGGUGGUUGUUGUUUUGAGACAGGGUCUCUUCAUAUAGCCUCGCUGCCCUGGAACUCACUCUGUAGGCCAGGAUGAUCUCCGACUCACAGAGAAGUGCUGGGAUUAAAGGCGUUUGCCACCACACCCAGCCAGGAGCAUCUUAAAUUAGAGGAUAGGCUUGUCUAUCCUUGUGUAGCAAGUUCUUGUCUCAAAAAUAAUUAUUUCAGUAAGGGAGGGGGUCCUUACAGUGCACGCUUAAUACCGUUGAGCAGGAAACGAAAGAAAGGAAAAGGAGAGAGAGACUAAAAGAGCAAAGGGAAGAAACAGGAGCAUUAAGAACAGGAACACCGCACGCACGCACACUCCAGCCCCAUCUCCCCACCCCCACCCCACAAGCACUGACCUACUUAGUAACCCUGCACUAUCUGCCAUCUUAGAGUUGGGUGAGGGUCUCUUGAAAGAGGUCACCACUGCACACUUUGCUGAGCACAGCAAUUAACAGCUCAGGGGUUUUGUUGUUGUUCUUCAAACAUAACAAUUCUAGGAAGUUACUUUGACUCUUAAGUAAAUUCCAAUUGCUUGAUCCCGACUGUCAGGAUACAUUGUGUCCUGACAAAUGGGACCAGCCCCAAAAGCUGAGGCCAGAGGUCUCGGCAACAACACUUUCACAUCUUCUGACCUCUCUUUAGGCCUGUGAUCUUGGAUCCCGCAGAUCCCACAGGAGACGUGGGAGGAGGUGACCGCUGGAGUUGGCA
This is a messenger RNA of Psammomys obesus (fat sand rat), 3902 nucleotides long. RefSeq names its product 2'-5'-oligoadenylate synthetase 2 (gene Oas2). The transcript is spliced from 10 exons. The record is from RefSeq and is a predicted model, not a curated record. Lineage: Eukaryota; Metazoa; Chordata; Mammalia; Rodentia; Muridae. Gene Ontology annotation, biological process: negative regulation of viral genome replication; regulation of ribonuclease activity; defense response to virus. Bases 649 to 3243 code for a protein of 864 amino acids. Gene Ontology annotation, molecular function: 2'-5'-oligoadenylate synthetase activity; double-stranded RNA binding. Gene Ontology annotation, cellular component: cytosol; membrane; nucleoplasm.